Molecule: messenger RNA, 411 nt
Organism: Vigna radiata var. radiata (mung bean)
Lineage: Eukaryota; Viridiplantae; Streptophyta; Magnoliopsida; Fabales; Fabaceae
Product: high mobility group B protein 1-like
Exons: 1
Coding region: 1-411 (136 amino acids)
Source: RefSeq, a predicted model, not a curated record
AUGCCAGCCCAGCAGGACCAGCCUCAGCAGCCCCAUGAGCAUCGCCAGCCUGCUCAGCUAGAUCAGCCUACCCAGCAGGAUCCGUUCCAGAUGUUUGACAUGCGGCUGACCUUGAUUGAUGCAAAUUUGGAGGCAGUCAACAGGAUUGGUCUAGCGCAGGCGGAGAUGAUGAGGCAGGUGUUUGUGGUCUCCCACCUUAACUUUAUGACUCCAGCUGAGUAUGCUACUAAGGUAGCUUGGCCUGAGGACCAGACCCAUUCUAGUGGGGGAGGUGGCACAUCUUCUGGAACACAGGCGAUGGAGGAAGAUGAGACUGAUAAGGAGGAAGAUGCUGCUGAGAACGAGGUUGAGGAUGAUGAUGAGGAGGAUGACGACAACGAGGAUGAGGACAGUGAUGGUAGUGUCUCUUAA